This is a messenger RNA of Rhizophagus irregularis DAOM 181602=DAOM 197198, 1408 nucleotides long. RefSeq lists its product as uncharacterized. The record is from RefSeq and is a predicted model, not a curated record. NCBI's taxonomy places the organism in Eukaryota, Fungi, Glomeromycota, Glomeromycetes, Glomerales, Glomeraceae.
UUACGCGUUUUUUUUUAGUUUUUCAAAAACUGAUUAUGUAAGAUAAAAAACUAUAAAUGGGCUAUCUUGAAAAUUUAUAAAUUUAUCCGAUAUGGUUAAGAGUUCUCGACAAAAAUUUAAACAAAAACUUCGAAAAUCUAUUACAACACCAGCUUUCAGAAAUAACUACAUACCAGCAGAUCAAAAAAACCAUGAUGAAUCAACGAACCAAGUAUCCACAUUACUGGAUAAGCUACGUAAGGAAGCUCGGUUCAAUAAUGGAACUGCUUCAGCGAAUAUUUCAUCCACCUUACCACAACCAGCGUUUAAUUAUUUAAUGAGAGAGCAUGCUGAAAGAGAACAACAAGAAAGAGGAGAACGAGAGGCUAUGAGACAGCGAGUAUCUGGUCCAGCACCACCCAAAAGCUGGCAAAAAGCCCGGAAAGGUAAAAAUGAAUCAAUAGAGUUACUUAUUAAGGAUCGAAAGGAAAAAAGGAGGGCCUGGGAUGGUGAGGCAAUUUGCCAGGACUAUUAUUGUCCAACCCUUCCAAUGCGUAAAACUCUAACACUUUUGGAAAUCUGUUCAAAAACAGUAGCUAUUAAUAUUAAAUCUUACAUAUCAUAUCCAUAUUUUGCAAAUAUGCCAACUCAUCUGAAGCAGUGUAUUCUUUCGUCUUUGAGUAUUUAUAAUCCUCUUACCGAAGAAAUACUCCCAUUAUUUAAUACGGAUACUGAAUAUGAAGAAUUAGAUCUUGCAAACAGUACUAUCAACUUAGAAAGUUUCAAAAAAUCUUUUUGGAAAAUUGUCGAAGAAAAAGAUUUAGUAGAUAAUUUAGUUAAAAAUUGGGAAGAUCUUGCAGAUCAAGAUGAAGAAACUGAUAUUAUAUACUCUAGAAUUUUUGGCAAGCCAAUGGAUAUUACAAACGAUGAUGAUGAUUCAAGAAAAACGAACAAACUUAUAUCUAAACUUCCAAAACUUCGAAAAUUAAAUUUGGGGUUUACUCAUAAUAUUUCCGGUAUUCCUUUAUCCAUCUUGUUGGUUGCAACAUUACCAUUAUUAACACAUUUGUCAAUCGCUGGAUGUUUUAAUCGAGAGGAUGGCCCGCAUUCUUUACGUAUUCUUUCAGGUUUAAUAAAUCUUUUAGUUUUAGAUAUAUCUUAUUGUGAAUGGGCAACGGAUCAAAUUUUAUUACAAUUUAUAAAUUGGGAUAGAGAUUUGAAAUCGCUGAGAGUUUUGGUGGCAGUGAAUUGCGGUAGUUGGAAGGAUGCGGAAGUCGUAAGAAAGAAAUUAUCAGAAAAUCGAAGAUCAUUCGAACUUUGGACUGAACAGUAAAAAAAAUGCAAUCUCAUAAUUGAAUUGAAUUGAAUUAUAAUAAUCUCGUUAUUUAUUAUAAUUUAUUAUAAACUAAAUAAUCGGUCGAUUAAUAGU